Messenger RNA from Archocentrus centrarchus (flier cichlid), 1060 nucleotides. It is a transcript of the gene prtfdc1a, whose product is annotated as phosphoribosyl transferase domain containing 1a. Gene Ontology annotation, molecular function: magnesium ion binding; hypoxanthine phosphoribosyltransferase activity. The transcript is spliced from 10 exons. Bases 190 to 852 code for a protein of 220 amino acids. Gene Ontology annotation, biological process: purine ribonucleoside salvage; hypoxanthine metabolic process; guanine salvage. The record is from RefSeq and is a predicted model, not a curated record. NCBI's taxonomy places the organism in Eukaryota, Metazoa, Chordata, Actinopteri, Cichliformes, Cichlidae. Gene Ontology annotation, cellular component: cytosol.
UUUUCUUUUGCACAAAUGACUCAAGCGUGAUCGCACGGCCCAUGAGGCUGGCCGGGACUCGUCUGGAUGCCUUCCCUUCCUACUUUCCCUCUUUGCUUUGUGAGUGGGCGCUGAAAAGAAGGCAACAAAAACAGUCACUUUCAGGUGGAUUCUCCAACAACUUAUCCCACAGUGUCAGCACUGCUACAGAUGGACAAGGCAGGGAUGAAAAGAGGAAUUGUGAUAAAAGAUGAUUGGCCAGGCUACAGUCUGGACCUGUUCACCUACCCUGAGCACUACCACGACGACAUAGAGAGUGUUUACAUUCCACACGGAGUAAUCAUGAACAGGACAGAACGUCUGGCUCACUACAUCAUGGAUGACUUUCAGGAUGACAACAUAAUGGUGCUGUGCGUACUGAAGGGAGGCUACAAAUUCUGCGCCGAUCUGGUGGAGUUCAUCAAGAUUCUCGGCCGCAAUUCCAACAAGUACCUGGAGACGCGGGUGGAGUUCAUCCGUCUGAAGAGCUACCUGAAUGACCAAUCGACUGAGGACCUGCACAUUAUAGGAUGCCGAGAUCUGUCUUUUCUACGUGGAAAGAGUGUGCUCAUUGUUGAGGCCAUAGUUGACACAGGAAAGACCAUGAAGGCCCUUCUGAAGCAUGUAGAGACCUUUGAACCCAAGAUGGUCAAGGUUGCGGGGCUGCUGGUGAAGAGGGUCCCUAACAUGGCUGAAAGUCUGACAGACUACGUUGGUUUUGAAAUUCCCAACCGGUUUGUUGUUGGCUAUGCCCUGGACUACAAUGAAUACUUCCGUGACCUGAAUCAUAUCUGUGUCAUCAGCAGAACAGGAAAGAUGAAGUACAAGAUAUGAGAAGACAUAAAGCCAUUAGUUAUACACAGUUUUACAGCAACACUCAUUUCUCUCCCGUUGCUGUAACAACAAGUUUUUGCGUGACUGUUUAAUGAGCUUAAAUCUGUGUCUGAUAAAUAAUGUUGGUCUUCAUUACAGUUAAGGUGAACUGAACUUCUGGAAAGACACUGUGAAACGGUGUUACAUGAAUAAAAAGGUGUUUAAUUCA